This is a messenger RNA of Maylandia zebra (zebra mbuna), 2339 nucleotides long. The record is from RefSeq and is a predicted model, not a curated record. Lineage: Eukaryota; Metazoa; Chordata; Actinopteri; Cichliformes; Cichlidae.
GUCACUGAUGAUGCUCUGACCCUUAGUGAGUGCAGGAUUCUUCGUCUGCACCACGCUACACAAAUGCUGAAAAAUGUGAAAGCUGAGGAUUUCCCACCGACUAUGGAAGACAUGUUGAAGAUUCGACAGAAAGAAAUGGAAAUACAAGAAGCUGGAGUUGAACAGACCGACUCAGGGAUUCAUUGCAUGGCCAUGCAAAUAAAGGCAUGCUUGUUCCAGAGAGUGACUGGGAAAACCAGUGUUUUUCAUGACCACAGAAAUCAAUGUAUGUGGCUACUGUGCACUGUCUGCAAAAAAUGUCUGCAUUUUGAGUGUGCUGGUGUGGAGGGAGACUCGAAAGACUGGGAAUCAAAGGGUUUUGUUUGCGGAUGCAACCUUACAACUAAUGUAGGUGACAUGCUGGAGGCUGUUACAGUUACAGAAAUCCUUUCAGAUGAAGAAAUUAAGGAUUUGGAAAGAAAACUGCAGAGUGGACUUGUUCUCUCCAAUCGGAUGUAUCUGUGGAAUCACAGAGAAUUUGAUCCUGAACUUCGCAAACAUUACAGUGAACAUUUUACUUUAUUCAGUGACAUAAAGACAGAAGAAAUGAUCCAAAGACUUGAAAGAAUUCUGUCAACGCCAGUGGAGGAGCAGCUAUACCUUAGAGAGGUCAUUUUGCCAGAGGUUUUGAUUCGAUGGUUGCAAAGCAGCGGGAAAAUGUGCAGAUACCAAGCUGAAUCUAUACUUCUGGAGGGCACAUCUUACAAAGGCAUGGAAAUUACAAGAGAGACAACAGCUGGUGAUUCUGGACAAAUAGAAGAUGAAAACACUUUUCAAAGUGACUGCAAAGCUGCGGCUGCUUUUUGCUACAACAAGGACUUGGAUGGAAAAAUUGACCUUCAUGAGGUCAAAUUGGAAGAAGAAGAAACCCUGCAUGACAUGCAGAUCCAGGAGGGUGGUCACCAUGACGAUUCCCAAGGAGAAAAUGUCACAUUUGUAUAUCAAAAAAGCGAUGACAGUGACAGCGCUGAGACAGAACUUACAAUUUCUAAAGAAAUCUUAGCCAUGUUCAAGAAAGAAAAUGAAAUUCCUGACCUUAACCUUUCAGGCCCUAACUUUAUAAGUACUUGAUUUCUGGUUUAUGUUUGUUUCUCUUCAGUCUGUCUUUUGGGUGGCUGUGGCUCAGGAGGUUAACCAGGUCACCAACUAAUCAGGUUUUUGGUUUAAUCCUCAUCUGCUGCAGUCCUGCAUGCCAAAUAUCCUGGGGCAAGAUAGUAACCCCAAGUUGCUUUUAUAUGAAUGUGAAAGCAUGUACAUGUAAGAUAGAAUACACUUACAUAGGAAAAGCAUUUUUAACAAGUGUAUGGAUGAAGUAAAUUGUGCAAAAUCAUUUUAAAUGCUCAGACUUGAAGAACUAGUCCAUUUACCAGUCAGUGUCCAUUUGUCUACCUCUGAUUCCUGAGUACCGUGUCUGUGUCUGGCCUUAAUGCUCUGUCUACGUGAAUACCUUUGUUGUACCUUAUCCCUGUAUUUUCUCCCUUCCUGUUCCCAGGCUCAUCUCUCUGUCUUUUCCUCGGUGUCUUUUUCGGCAGGUGUUUUACCUGCUGCUUCGAAGCAUAGCCAGUCACAAGGAUUCACAUUUUUCUUUUAACCAGAGUCUUUAGGACCUGUAUUUAUUGAAUUGAUGCUUAUGAUACAACUGUGAAUGCAUGAAACAAAAUGUUGCACUCUCUCAUUGUUAUUUUUGCUGUGGACUGUAAAGACCAAAAUAGACUAUCCACUCACUGAAACACUGGAAUUCAAAGUGUAAUUAAACAAACAUUAUUUAAAUAGAUAGAAAUAAUAUAUAAACAUUUUACUUUAAUGAUUACUGGCACAUAGAUGAGAGAAAGCUAGAGACAGAGACUGGUGAGUGGGCUUCAUCCCCUCCCAUCAGCAGAGCAGAUCUAGUUUUUUCUACUUUCUGAUGUUCUACACACAUAAAGAAUAUAUUUAUAAAUUAAAAAAAAAAAGCUAAACAAACACAUUUAUCAAUUACAGGGGAUGUAUUUCUUAACAUUUUUUAUGACAAAUGUUUUUUUUUCUUUUCUCACUGAUGCUCCAUUUGUUAAUACCUCAAAAACAACAGGAGUAAUGCAGUUUCACUGUAGCCUAAACUCCAACCUCACCAUAAACAUCAUGCCAGUGUUACAAAACACACAGCAACCAAAGCAGUGUGAACUUCAUGCUAUUUCUUUUCUAGCAUAUACAUUGUGUUGACAUAGAGAUAUUCAUGUAUUUAAGCGCACAAAUUAGUAUGAGUGUGGGUGUUGUGUGUAUAUACUGUCUACAUCCCCCUCACUGUAUUUACAGUUUCUGUC